AUGGUUGCUGAUGAAUAUUCUAAAGAGAGUUUCUUAUGGUUGUUUCAGAGUAUAUGGCUUCGCGCCAUGCGAGGUCGUCCUCCAAGGUCCAUUGUAGCUGAUCAAGACUUGCCUAUAAAGCAAGCCUUGUCCCGGGUCUUUCCCGGAGCACAUCAUCGUUACUCAGCUUGGCAAAUCAGGGAGACAGAACGAGUGAAUCUCAGACCUUUCCCAAGCGAGUUCGAGUACGAGUACGAGAAAUGUUUAUACCAGACGCAGACCGUCGUGGAGUUCGACUCGGUUUGGAACACUCUCGUCGACAAGUACGGUCUUAGAGACAACGUUUGGCUCAGAGAAGUCUACGAACACCGUGAGAAUUGGAUGAAGGAGCCCGUCGAAGAGCAAUGCAGGAGGCUCUACACGCUAACCGUCUUCAGAAUCUUCCAGAACGAGCUCGUACAGUCUUACAACUACCUUUGUUUAAAGACUCACGAAGAAGGAGCUGUGAGUAGGUUCUGGGUGAGAAAAGAGAGUGAGAAACAUGCUGUGACUUUCAGUGCGUCGAAUCUCAGCUCGAGUUGUAGUUGUCAGAUGUUUGAGCACGAAGGAGUUCUGUGUAGACAUAUCUUGAAAGUGUUUAAUCUCUUGGAUGUGAGAGAGCUCCCGUCUAGGUAUAUACUGCACAUAUGGACCAAGAACACAGAGUUUGGGUUUGUGCGUGUUGUGGAAUCAGUUGUGAGUUCUCGAGAUCUUAAGGCCUUGAUGGUUUGGAGUUUGAGAGAAGCUGCUUCUAAAUAUAUAGAGUUUGGGACUUCGUCUCUGGAGAAGUAUAAGCUUGCUUAUGAAAUUAUGCGUGAGGGUGGGAAGAAACUUUGUUGCCAGAGAUGA
Messenger RNA from Brassica napus (rape), 867 nucleotides. RefSeq names its product protein FAR1-RELATED SEQUENCE 7-like. Gene Ontology annotation, molecular function: zinc ion binding. The record is from RefSeq and is a predicted model, not a curated record. The transcript is spliced from 2 exons. Gene Ontology annotation, biological process: regulation of DNA-templated transcription. Bases 1 to 867 code for a protein of 288 amino acids. NCBI's taxonomy places the organism in Eukaryota, Viridiplantae, Streptophyta, Magnoliopsida, Brassicales, Brassicaceae.